CGCCAGCUCCGCCCUCCGAGCGCCGGCGCGCCAGCCGCGGCCUGUGGCGCGCCCGGCACCAUGAUCUCGACCAAGGAGAAGAAUAAAAGCCCGAAGGACAGCAUGACGCUUCUGCCCUGCUUCUACUUCGUGGAGCUGCCCUUAGUGGCGUCCUCCAUCGUGUCUCUCUACUUCCUGGAGCUGACGGACCUCUUCAAGCCGGCCAAGGUGGGCUUCCAGUGCCACGACCGCACGCUCUCCAUGCCCUACGUGGAGGCCAGCGAGGAGCUCAUCCCGCUGCUCAUGCUGCUCAGCCUGGCCUUCGCCGCGCCCGCCGCCUCGAUCAUGGUGGGCGAGGGCCUGCUCUACUGCCUGCAGUCCCGGCUGUGGGGCCGCAGCGGGGGCCCGGGCGGCCCCGAGGGCAGCAUCCACGCCGGCGGCUGCAAUUUCAACUCCUUCCUUCGGCGGACGGUGCGCUUCGUAGGCGUCCACGUGUUCGGCCUGUGUGCCACGGCCCUGGUGACUGACGUCAUCCAGCUGGCCACAGGCUACCACGCGCCCUUCUUCCUGACGGUCUGCAAGCCCAACUACACCCUGCUGGGCACGUCGUGUGAGGCCAACCCCUACAUCACGCAGGACAUCUGCUCUGGCCACGACGCCCACGCCAUCCUGUCUGCACGGAAGACCUUCCCAUCCCAGCACGCCACCCUGUCUGCCUUCGCUGCCGUCUACGUGUCGAUGUACUUCAACUCGGUCAUCUCGGACACCACCAAGCUGCUGAAGCCCAUCCUGGUGUUCUCCUUUGCCAUCGCGGCGGGGGUCUGUGGCCUCACCCAGAUCACGCAGUACCGCAGCCACCCCGUGGACGUCUACGCGGGCUUCCUCAUAGGUGCCGGCAUUGCCGCCUACCUGGCCUGCCACGCAGUGGGCAACUUCCAGGCCCCACCGGCAGAGAGACCAGCGGCCCCAACGCCGGCCAAGGACGCGCUGCGGGCGCUGACCCAGCGGGGCCACGACUCGGUGUACCAGCAGAACAAGUCCGUGAGCACCGACGAGCUGGGCCCGCCCGGGCGGCUGGAGGGCGUGCCCCGGCCCGUGGCCCGCGACAAGACCUCGCUGGGCAGCCUGAAGCGGGCCAGCGUGGACGUGGACCUGCUGGCCCCCCGCAGCCCCAUGGGCAAGGAGAACAUGGUGACCUUCAGCCACACACUGCCCCGCGUCAGCACGCCCUCGCUGGACGACCCCGCCCGCCGCCACAUGACCAUCCACGUGCCCCUCGACGCCUCGCGCUCCAAGCAGCUCAUCAGCGAGUGGAAGCAGAAAUCGCUGGAGGGCCGCGGCCUGGGGCUGCCCGACGAGGCCAGCCCUGCGCACCUGCGGGCGCCUGCGGAGCCCAUGGCGGAGGAGGAGGAGGAGGAAGAGGAGGAAGAGGAAGAGGAAGAGGAGGAGGAAGAAGAGGAGGGGGAAGAAGGGGGUCCCGCCCCCCCCUCGCUGUAUCCCACCGUGCAGGCCCGGCCCGGGCUCGGGCCGCGAGUCAUCCUUGCGCCGCGGGCCGGGCCGCAGCCGCUGGGGCACAUCCCCGAGGAGGGGGCCCAGGCAGCGGCCGGUCUGUCCCCCAAGAGCAGCGCAGCCGUGCGGGCCAAGUGGCUGAUGCUGGCCGAGAAGAGCGGCGCCGCGGCCUCCACGCAGCCCCGCGUGGCCAACCCGCCGCGGCUGCUGCAGGUCAUCGCCAUGUCCAAGGCCCCGGGCGGGCCCGGCCCCAGGGCGGCAGAGACCGCCUCGUCCUCCAGCGCCAGCUCCGACUCCUCCCAGUACAGGUCGCCGUCGGACCGCGACUCGGCCAGCAUCGUCACCAUCGACGCGCACGCGCCGCACCACCCCGUGGUCCACCUGUCCGCGGGUAACGGGCCCUGGGAGUGGAAGGCGGCGGGCGGCGGGGCGCGGGGGGCGGAGGGCGAGGGCGGCUACGAGCCGGGCGACCCGGCUCGCGGCUUCCGUGCGGGGCCCCGGCCCCCGGGCGUGUCCCCAGGCUCCUCCGUGAGUGACGUGGACCAGGAGGAGCCGCGGUUCGGGGCCGUGGCCACCGUCAACCUGGCCACGGGCGAGGGGCUGCCCGCGCUGGGCGCCGCCGACGGGGCGCUGGGGCCGGCCGGCCGGGAGUCCACGCUGCGGCGCCCGGCGGGCGGCCCGGGGCUGGGCGAGCGCGAGGCGGCCGAGGCGGAGGCGGAGAGCUACUUCCGCAGGAUGCAGGCGGCGCGCAGGUUCCAGGACUGA
This is a messenger RNA of Hippopotamus amphibius kiboko, 2253 nucleotides long. RefSeq names its product phospholipid phosphatase related 3 (gene PLPPR3). Lineage: Eukaryota; Metazoa; Chordata; Mammalia; Artiodactyla; Hippopotamidae. Bases 61 to 2253 code for a protein of 730 amino acids. Gene Ontology annotation, biological process: phospholipid dephosphorylation; signal transduction; phospholipid metabolic process. The record is from RefSeq and is a predicted model, not a curated record. Gene Ontology annotation, molecular function: phosphatidate phosphatase activity. The transcript has 8 exons.